AUGACACCCGCACGAGUGGCAGCCUGGCUCGGCCUUCUCGCCCUCCCAACCGCGGCGCAGUACCACCUGAUCGGGCUCGGAUACCUGCCGUACGACCCCCUCUUCGCCGAGUCCUGCCUCCGGUCCCUGUCGACCUACACCCUGGGCUGCACGCCGGAGAUGGACAUGGCCGGCGGGCACGCCGGGCACGCCAUGUCCAUGACGCCGCCCGAGUGCUUUGCGGCCGACGACGCCUUCCUCACGUCGGUGGCCUGGUGCCUGCACUCCAAGUGUGCCGACUCUGGCGUGCCGGCGUCCAAGCUGGAGUCUUUCUGGGAGCAGUUUGUCACGGGGAGCGCGGGCAGGCUGCCGGCCAAGUGGACCUACUCGGAGGCGCUGGCGGCCGUCGAUCCCAGGCCGCCCUCGCGGCAGCCCGAUGCGUCGGACUGCGAGCUGAACGUGACGUCCGUCGUCAACCCUGUGGUCUACCUGAUGCAGUGGAACGUCCUGGGGGCCGUGGUUGACGAGUCCAAAACGGAGUCCAAGUAUAGCCUAGUUAUAAUUCUUGUCGCCGUCGCCUCUCCCGUUUUGCUUACCCGCUUCGGCUUCCCGCCUCUCGUAGCUCCUUUGAUGGACAAGCCGUUUUCAUCGUCGUCGGCUGCUAGUAUCACCUUUUGGGUGAGCCCGCGUGACCGAACUCGGCGACGGCUACGUGCGCGUCGACAUCCCGGGCGUCCACUGGGAUCCGGCCCCAGGUGGUCACGUUUACGUCCACUUUCCAACCCUCGACUGCCUGCGGCCGUGGGAGAGCCAUCCGUUUACGGUCAUGCCGAGCGCCCGGCUACCUCCGCCAGGAUCCCGGCGGUCCCGGCGGGGCGGGCGGCGAUUGAAGAGCUGGCGGACGAGGAGAGGCAGAUGAUUGGCGGCGAGACCAAGUCGGCGGCGUUGGGCCAUACGGCGCGGCACGAGGACAGCAACAACAUGGCGCCGGCAUCUGCGACAGGUCUCACGCUCUUCAUAAAAAAGGGCGCCGGCAUCACGAGACACCUUGCGCCACAGGACGGCCUACUAGCUCUCCUCGACGGGCCUUACUACUCCAACGGGCGCGCCUCGAAUAUCCUGCGGUGCGACCGCGUCCUGGUCGUCGCGGGUGGCAUCGGCAUCACGGGUACGCUGCCCUGGAUCUACCAGCACCCCAACGUCAAGCUCGCCUGGAGCGUGGCCGAGUCGGCGCGGUGUCUGGUCGAGGCGCUUGACCUGGACGCCGCGCCCGAGAAGGAGGUCAAGAUCGGGUCCAGGCUCGACGUGCGCGAGCUGGUGGCGCGCGAGGCCGAGGCCGGCUGGGCCGGGAUCGGGAUCGUGGUCGCAGGGCCGGGGGGCCUUUGCGACGACGUCAGGGCGGCUGUGGCCGAGGCAGGGAGGCAGGGGCGGGCAGUGUUUGAGCUGGAGGUUGAUGCGUAUUCGUGGCGAUGCAAGUUUGUGACUGGAUCCUGA
This is a messenger RNA of Gaeumannomyces tritici R3-111a-1, 1473 nucleotides long. RefSeq lists its product as hypothetical. The record is from RefSeq and is a predicted model, not a curated record. Gene Ontology annotation, biological process: iron ion transport; intracellular iron ion homeostasis; copper ion import. Gene Ontology annotation, molecular function: ferric-chelate reductase activity. Lineage: Eukaryota; Fungi; Ascomycota; Sordariomycetes; Magnaporthales; Magnaporthaceae. The transcript is spliced from 4 exons. The coding region runs from base 1 to 1473 and encodes 490 amino acids. Gene Ontology annotation, cellular component: plasma membrane.